Messenger RNA from Thermothelomyces thermophilus ATCC 42464, 1918 nucleotides. RefSeq lists its product as uncharacterized. The record is from RefSeq and is a predicted model, not a curated record. NCBI's taxonomy places the organism in Eukaryota, Fungi, Ascomycota, Sordariomycetes, Sordariales, Chaetomiaceae. Bases 271 to 1350 code for a protein of 359 amino acids. The transcript has a single exon.
AUGGAGGUGGUGGUGGUGGCGGCAAUGGUGAUAAUGGAGGAGGAGGAGGAGGCGGCGGCGGUAACUCGUCAUCUUUGCUCUUCUUCGUCGCCCUGGGAUUCGGCGUCGUCUUCACCAACCUCUGGUGAGUCUUGCGCUCGAUGAGAUGGCGAGUUCACCCUCGGCCGUCACCCGCUGACACUGGGUAGGAUCAUCGUUGGCGUCAAGUAUUGCUUCAGGUAUAAUGCGCGGGCUCGUCAAAUGCGAAACGAAGAAGGCGAGCCGAUCAACAUGGAGAACAUGCCCCGCCCGUAUCGUCGCCGGAGGGAAAAGAAGUUGAUGCCCAUAGACGAGGUCAACGAGAAGUUUCCGAUGCUCAAAUACAAGACCUGGGUUGCCAGCCGCGCACAAGAAGGAUUGCCGACCCUAGGUGGUGUCUCAUCCCCCCAAAGCCGGCCCAAUAGCAUCCGUGAUGCGGACGGCGUCGCCCAGGAGUUGCCAUCAAAAGAGCGCGCGUCAACAGACGACCGGCCAACGACGAGCGCUACAGCCACCGGGACCACAACGGAACCCGCGGCCGACCCCGCGCCGGAAACCGCAGAGAAGCCCGAAGCCCGGGGUCCACGGCAUGUGCCCAAGGAGAGUACUUCGAGUACAGUUGGUGGGCUUAAUCGGACAUCUACGGAUUCUAAUUGUGAGCCGGAGAGUGCCGCGGGCAAGAACCAUGAGAGCCGGGCCUCACAUGAAGAGGAAGAGGAAGACGAACAUAUCGAUGCUGCUCUCCCGCCAGAGUGCGUCGGGACGUCGGGCGAUACGUGCGCCAUCUGCAUCGAUACGCUAGAGGAUGACGACGAUGUGCGCGGUUUGACCUGCGGACAUGCUUUUCAUGCUGUCUGCAUCGACCCAUGGCUUACCACGAGGAGGGCGUGUUGUCCGCUGUGCAAGGCUGACUACUACACUCCCAAACCUCGCCCUCCAGCCGCCGAAACAGGGGAGGGUACGCCAGCCGUUAUCCAGGUCACGCUCCCUGACAAUACUCGGAGCGACCGGAUGAACCUUCCAGGGAGACCGCGACCAGCCUUCUUCAGCUUUGGGCGGAUGGAUCGUUCGGCAGCGAGCAGCUCUCGGGCGAGAGACCCGAGCGGUUCUGCCGCUCCCGGCGGUCGGAGGUCAAGGUCAAGCCCCGCAACUCCAUCACCAGACCAAGCGCCGACUGGCGGUCUGCUCUCCGGCCUGAGGAGCGCAAUGCCAGUAUUCCGGUUUGGCCGGGGUCAAAACAACCAGACGGAAUCGGACCCCGCAAUGCCCGGCAAUAACACAGCCACCACGCCGUCGCAGCUUGAAGCAGGCGUUCGGAACACACAAAGUUAGCACGGUCUGGGCGACGCCGAUGCUGCAUCGCGAGCAAAGAUGACACCGGAAUAUCUUCGACGGCCAUUUUGAAAGCGCACUAUCGACCACAUCAUAUCGUGGGGAUGCGAUCUACUCCGGUCUAAUUUUUUCCUCGCCGAUAUAUAACGUCUUCAUUUUUUGAGGCUACAUCAAUACUGCCGAUACCGUCAGCACAUUAUAGCCACCUGCGCACCGCUCGAGGCACUGGUGAGCAUGUCGCACAUACGCUAUCUUAUUAUACGAAUCCUGACCGCCGUCGACGGUCCGAUAUCUCAGCGCACAGCCUUUGGCUAGCCGCAGACCGUCGUUGAAGUCUCAACUAUUCUCCCUGAUCGUGCCGUUCAUUUCGCACACAUGUCAUCAGUCUUUGACCUUUGCAUAGCACACAGGUUUCAUGGGAUCCGGAGGACGCUCUCCUCAUCUGUAGUAUGGAGUUAUUGGAACGGGUGGGUGGACGGGUGGUAUGCUUGAUUUGCUUGGAAGUAUGGAUGCGGGUUAGCAAAUGGGGGAAAAAGGGGGGGAACUUGGGUAUCGACUGGCGGUAGUU